ACACUUUAUAUAUCGUUUCCCUGUAUAUAUGCUGUCUAUAGAUUUUAUUAUGUAUACACUAUAGUCCGGGUUGAUACUGUUGUACUGUAUCAAGCUUCUCUCUUACUAUGUCAUAUAAUCGCCCUUAUUUUCGUAAAUUUAUGUAUAGUAUAUUAUAACCUUUUGGAUUGUUAUACGUCCUAUCUGCCUAAUUAAAGUAGUAUACAAACUUGGACGAUCAUUCGCCAGUUACUAUUGCUAUGUCGUAUUUAAAUAAAAGCUAAUAUUUCAUAAUGGUUUCUGCUAUUGAUGAACUUAUCAACGAUGUUGACAGCUCUAUCUGCGCAGUUUGCUUUGAUGUCUUGGAAGAAGCCUUAAACAAUGCCAAUCCAAACUCUCGCGAUAGCCUAAACAAGUUAAUUUCUAAUGACAUAACUUGUCCUCUUUUUGUAACCUGGAUGACUAAGUCCAAUGAUGGGUUGGAUGAAGAUUUGAGAGGUUGCAUAGGUACGCUAGAGCCUGUAAAGAUAGAACACCUAAGACGUUAUGCAUACAUGAGUGCAUUUAACGAUGAUAGAUUCGCUCCAAUCAGUUCACAUGAGUUGGAAUCCCUUAUAUGCAAGGUUUCUAUCUUGCACUCAUAUGAGGAUUGUAAUGGCUGUGAAGAUUGGACGAUAGGCACUCACGGUAUCAUAGUAAACUUUGUUUAUAAUAAGAAACGGUAUUCGGCCACUUAUCUACCGGAAGUUGCACUAGAACAUAACAUGAGCAAAAGCACUGCAAUAAACCAACUUAUAAGGAAAAGUGGUUACCGUUUUUCUAUUACGGAUGAUUUGUUGGCGUCAUUAAAAGUAACACGUUAUCAAUCCAAAAAGAUUCAGAUGGAUUAUUCCGAAUAUAAAAACCUAGAAAACUAG
Molecule: messenger RNA, 896 nt
Organism: Theileria equi strain WA
Lineage: Eukaryota; Apicomplexa; Aconoidasida; Piroplasmida; Theileriidae
Product: AMMECR1 domain-containing protein
Exons: 8
Coding region: 273-896 (207 amino acids)
Source: RefSeq, a predicted model, not a curated record